Messenger RNA from Phragmites australis (common reed), 3249 nucleotides. RefSeq names its product receptor-like protein kinase FERONIA. The transcript has a single exon. Gene Ontology annotation, biological process: protein phosphorylation. Gene Ontology annotation, molecular function: ATP binding; protein kinase activity. NCBI's taxonomy places the organism in Eukaryota, Viridiplantae, Streptophyta, Magnoliopsida, Poales, Poaceae. Bases 276 to 2966 code for a protein of 896 amino acids. The record is from RefSeq and is a predicted model, not a curated record.
GCAGUAACGCACAUGGAGCAACCGAGCAGGCAGCGGAGUAGGUCGCCGUUGCCGGCCUUGCUCCCGCUUAAUGCCGCGCCCGUAAUCCAACCGAGACCUCUCGUUUCCUUUCCCUUCCCUUUAACGCCACCCGCUGCGGCUGCCACCUUCCCUUCUCCACCCCGCAAAUCUCGCCUCCGCCGCCGACUCCGCCCGCGAGUCCACCCCAGAUCGGCGCGGGCGCGCCGCUUCAUGCUUGAUCUGUGAUCCCGCCGCGGCAAGGAGCGAGAGGGACCAUGAGAGGCCCCGCGUUUCUGCUGCUCGCGCUGCUCCUGGUCGCCUGCGCGGCGGCGGCGCGGGCGCAAGCGGGCGAUGGCAACUCCUCGUCCACGCCGUCAACCGCGUUCGUGCCGCGGGACGACAUCCUGCUGGACUGCGGCGCGACGGGGCAGGGCAACGACACGGACGGCCGGGUGUGGACCGGGGACGCGGGCUCCAAGUACGCUCCGGCCAACCUCGCCUCGGCGUCCGCGGCGGGGCAGGACCCCUCGGUCCCGCAGGUGCCCUACCUCACCGCGCGGGUCUCUGCGUCCCCCUUCACCUACACCUUCCCGCUCGGCCCCGGUCGCAAGUUCCUCAGGCUUCACUUCUACCCGGCCAACUACACCAACCGCGACGCCGCCGACGCGCUCUUCUCAGUCUCCGUCCCCGUCCCCGGAGGCAACGUCACGCUCCUCUCCAACUUCAGCGCCUACCAGACCGCCGCCGCGCUCAACUUCGACUACCUCAUCCGGGAGUUCUCCGUCAACGUCACCUCCCCGACGCUUGAGCUCACCUUCACCCCGGAGAAGGGCCACCCCAACGCCUACGCAUUCGUCAACGGCAUCGAGGUCGUCUCCUCCCCCGACCUCUUCGAGAUCUCGACCCCGAACAUGGUCGUUGGGGACGGCAACAACCAGCCGUUCCCGAUCGAUGCCGGCACUGCUAUGCAGACCAUGUACCGGCUCAACGUCGGAGGCCAGGCGAUCUCCCCCUCCAAGGACACCGGCGGUUAUCGGUCGUGGGACGAUGACUCGCCGUACAUUUUCGGCGCCGCGUUCGGGGUUACCUACCCGAACGAUAAGAGUGUCACCAUCACGUACCGGGACAAUAUGCCGGAGUAUGUGGCACCGGUGGAUGUCUACUCCACGGCACGCUCAAUGGGUCCGGACAAGAAUGUGAACUUGAACUACAAUCUCACAUGGAUGAUGCAGGUGGAUGCUGGUUUCAUGUACCUUGUCAGGCUUCAUUUCUGUGAGAUCCAGUCCCCGAUCACUAGGGUCAAUCAGCGGGUGUUCGACAUUUACAUCAACAACCAGACAGCCAUGAAGGGUGCUGAUGUGAUUGCUUGGGCGACCAUGGCUGGUGCUACUACUGGUAGUGGCAGUCCUGUGUAUCAAGACUAUGUGGUGAGCACAUUGGGUUCAGGGGCCAUGGAUUUAUGGGUGGCUCUCCAUCCGGAUGUUGACUCAAAGCCACAAAUAUAUGAUGCUAUCCUCAAUGGGAUGGAGGUGUUCAAGUUACAGCUUAGUAAUGGGAGCCUUGCGGGGCUCAAUCCUGUCCCAAGUGCUGAAUCAUCGGUGGAUGAGGGGGCUAAGAAGAAGUCGACUGUCGGGCCUAUUGUUGGUGGAGUGGUUGGAGGUUUGGUAGUUCUUGCGCUUGUAUGUUGCUGCUUCUUUGUGAUCUGCAGGCGUAGGAGGAGUGCUGGGAAGGAUGCAGGCAUGAGUGAUGGGCAUUCUGGUUGGCUGCCGCUGUCGCUUUAUGGCAAUUCACACACUUCCAGUUCAGCCAAGUCGCACACUACUGGUAGCUAUGCUUCAUCUUUGCCAUCCAACCUGUGCCGCCAUUUCUCUUUUGCUGAGAUCAAGGCUGCAACAAACAACUUCGAUGAGUCUCGUAUUCUUGGUGUGGGUGGAUUUGGUAAAGUUUACGAUGGUGAGAUUGAUGGGGGAACAACCAAGGUGGCUAUCAAGCGUGGCAAUCCUUUGUCUGAGCAGGGUGUGCAUGAGUUCCAGACUGAGAUUGAAAUGCUGUCGAAGCUCCGCCAUCGUCAUCUUGUGUCGCUGAUUGGAUACUGCGAGGAGAAGAAUGAGAUGAUCCUGGUCUACGACUACAUGGCUCAUGGAACUCUACGUGAGCACCUGUACAAGACCCAGAAGCCGCCGCUUACCUGGAGGCAGCGCUUAGAUAUCUGCAUUGGUGCAGCUCGUGGGCUUCACUACCUUCACACCGGUGCAAAGCACACCAUCAUCCACCGUGAUGUGAAGACAACAAACAUCCUCCUGGAUGAGAAAUGGGUUGCCAAGGUUUCAGAUUUUGGUCUGUCCAAGACUGGCCCAUCUAUGGACCACACUCAUGUGAGCACAGUUGUCAAGGGCAGUUUUGGUUACCUCGAUCCUGAAUACUUUCGCAGGCAGCAGCUCACUGAGAAAUCUGAUGUCUACUCUUUCGGUGUUGUGCUGUUUGAGGUUCUGUGUGCACGGCCUGCCUUGAACCCUACUCUCGCAAAAGAAGAAGUUAGCUUGGCGGAGUGGGCGUUGCACUGCCAGAAGAAGGGCAUUCUUGAUCAGAUUGUUGAUCCCUUCCUGAAGGGAAAGAUCGCUCCACAGUGCUUCAAGAAGUUUGCCGAGACAGCUGAGAAGUGUGUUUCUGAUCAGGGCAUUGACCGUCCUUCGAUGGGGGAUGUGCUUUGGAACUUGGAGUUUGCCCUUCAAAUGCAGGAAAGCGCAGAAGAGAGCGGAAGCAUUGGUUGUGGGGUGUCAGACGAGGGCAUUCCCCUUGUGAUGGUUGGAAAGAAGGAUCCUAAUGACCCGUCGAUCGAAUUAAGCACCACCACAACGACCACCACUUCUAUAAGCAUGGGUGAUCAAAGUGUUGCGAGUAUUGACUCGGAUGGGCUGACGCCUAGUGCUGUCUUCUCACAGAUCAUGAAUCCCAAGGGGCGGUGAGGUAAAACUAGUUCCAUUCGUUACCUCUGCAGGCAUAAUUUAUUGAUUCAGCAUAUUUGCAUGAGUUUGUGCUGUUGAUGCUCUCUCAAGUUAUGGACCGGAAGUUAGAUAAUUGUUUCAUACGAGACAUUCUGUCUUGCCCUGUACUUUUCUCCAGUGUUGUAAUGACUAUACACUUAUCGGUUUGUAUUGUACCACUGCUAUUGACCCAACGAGUACUACUGCUCUCUUUUUACUGAGAAAUGCGAAAUAAAAAAAGUGAAGGAAGGGUGCCCUAUAGAUA